AUGACCUUCACUAAGGCUUUCCAGCGGCGAGGUCUGCACGCGACUCGCAGAGCGGCGGGCACUGGCUACGGACACGGUCGUUAUGCACUGGUCGCAGGAACGUCUGUCGCCAUCGCUGCAGGUAUCGUUGUCUCGAUAUCUGGCAAGGAUAGGGCCCUGCAGCUGGACUCUGAUAACAAUCCGAAUGUUCGCUCUCUGGCUUAUGAGCGUCGUCCUUCCAAAGGAGAACAUCUGCGAAAACUCGAUCGCACGACAAUUGAUCAAAGACUCAACGCAGGCGCAGAGUCGCAUGUGGUCGACACCCGCAGUGGAAUAUAUCGCUAUGACGUGGCUCAACUAGCGAGCAACCAGCCGUGCGAGGAUGAGCAUACAGAAGUUCAGCUACCUGUCCCCUCUGGUAUCUGGUCCUUCUUCGCCGUCAUGGACGGCCAUAGUGGAGGAGAGACCAGUAAAUGGUUACGAGAGAACCUCAUACCUGCUGUUGCCGGCGCCCUCGCUGACCUCUAUGGUGCGGUAUCGCGACAGUGUUCAUACGUAUCCCUACCUGAGGCAGAUAUCGAAAAGAAUAUCAAAGCGACUUUUCUACGAUUGGACGACGACAUUGUCAAUGACGCGGUUGAACGAGCUCUUGCCUCCGAAUCCAAGGAGGCAGCUGUGCAGCUUCUGGCUCCGGCUUACGCGGGAUCAUGUGCAUUGCUGGCUUUCUACGAGUCCGACAGCCGAAUACUCCGCGUCGCCAUCACAGGGGACUCCCGUGCAAUUUUGGGACGUCGCGUGCAGGAUGCAAACGGACGAACUCGCUACGAAGUCCGAUUGCUGUCGACGGAACAAGACGGGCACAACGUGGCCGAGGAAUAUCGUCUGAACGCCGAACAUCUUGGCGAAGUUGUGGUCAAGAACGGUCGUGUACUGAGCAUGGGACCCUCCCGGGCGUUCGGAGACGCACGCUACAAGUGGGGCAGGGACGUCCAGGCAAGGCUCAAGAGGACAUAUCUCGGACGAUCCAUCUUCCCCGACGUCAAGACGCCGCCCUACCUGACGGCUGAGCCAGAGUUAACCAUGACGAAGAUUAAGCCAGGGGACUUCAUGAUUAUGGCGUCCGAUGGGCUUUGGGAGAGCCUCAGUAGCGAGGAUGCGGUGGGUCUUGUAGGGUGGUGGCUAGAAGGCAAGCACGAUACAUCAACGAAGGAACCGAAGCAUCUUCCCGUGGUUGCCGAUGAGGAAAGCCUCGAGGGACCGUCAGUACGCUAUCGACAGUGGAACACGAAGCAGCGCUUUGUCAACGUCGACAGCAACGCAGCGACGCAUCUCAUCAGGAACGCACUGGGGGGAUCUGAUCAGGACUUGUUAGCGGCAUUAUUGAGCAUGGGGUCUGCUCGGUCUCGAGUUUACAGGGACGAUAUCACAGCUACCGUAGUGUUCUUCAACGAUGAAUCAGAUUCAUCUAAUGGCUCCACCGCCGUUCCAACACAGUCCUCUUGACGUCUACGCUCCCCGCCGGUGAGUGACCGAGCAAACACGGGCGCACUAUCCGGCCAGAUUUUGGAGGAGUAUUCGUCUGCAAACCAAACCGCCCGCGAUAUCGAAUGUCACAUGUCGUUCAUCAAGCCGGG
Molecule: messenger RNA, 1613 nt
Organism: Punctularia strigosozonata HHB-11173 SS5
Lineage: Eukaryota; Fungi; Basidiomycota; Agaricomycetes; Corticiales; Punctulariaceae
Product: protein serine/threonine phosphatase 2C
Exons: 3
Coding region: 1-1482 (493 amino acids)
Biological process (GO): protein dephosphorylation
Molecular function (GO): protein serine/threonine phosphatase activity
Source: RefSeq, a predicted model, not a curated record